This is a messenger RNA of Olea europaea var. sylvestris, 756 nucleotides long. Its product is annotated as E3 ubiquitin ligase BIG BROTHER-related-like. Gene Ontology annotation, molecular function: ubiquitin conjugating enzyme binding; ubiquitin-protein transferase activity. NCBI's taxonomy places the organism in Eukaryota, Viridiplantae, Streptophyta, Magnoliopsida, Lamiales, Oleaceae. Gene Ontology annotation, biological process: protein ubiquitination; negative regulation of organ growth. The transcript is spliced from 7 exons. The record is from RefSeq and is a predicted model, not a curated record. Bases 40 to 639 code for a protein of 199 amino acids.
UAUCAAUUCUUUUCAUAAAUAAUAUUGUCUGGGGAGCAAAUGGGCGACCAACAGAGGAAACGAGCUACAAGAAGCACUGCCUUGAACCAUUUCGAGCAGGAGAGGAGUUAUUUUGCUACUUUAGAAAUGGCAGAAAGUGACGAAGAUGAGUUAGCCACCUCUACUUCUGAAUCUGAUGAUAAUGUGGUUGAUGAAGAAGAAGAAGAAUAUAUGAUGAGUGAUGGCGAUUUCUUUAACAGUCAAACUCAACCUGAAUUAGGGUUCUUGUGGGAGGAUGAGGAGGACUAUAAUUAUGGCGAUCAGGAAAUUGAGGAAGAUGAUGUUGAUCCAGAUGAAUUAUCAUACGAGGAAUUGAUUGCUCUAGGAGAAUCGGUUGGAGUAGAGAGCAGGGGAUUAUCAGAGGCUGAAAUUAAUGGACACUUGCAUCCCUUUGCAUGGAAAUCUCUUCAAAACUCUCUUACUAAUAUUGAUAAGUGUGUGAUAUGCCAAGUAGAGUUCGAAGGAGGAGAAAAGCUUGUGGCGCUGCCUUGUGAUCAUCCAUAUCACUCAGAUUGUAUAACUCAGUGGCUUCAGAUUAACAAGAUUUGCCCAAUAUGCGGGAACGAGGUCUCAUCUGACAAAAAUUCAAAAAAUGUAUAGUGCUGUAAAUAAAAUUAAAAGAAAAAGAAUCCCGUGGUGGUUUUUGUGAAUUUCUAAAAUUAAUGCCGUGUAUAUACAGUAAUUUAAUUGCUUAAUUAUAUAAACUUUCAGUACAAA